CGUUAAUCCCCAUCUCUGUCUUCUUCCCCUUCAGAUUUCACUAGUUUAUGAGUCUACCCCAAAAAUUCAUCUAAUUUGAUUUUCAAUUCCUUUUUCUUCCCAAGUUUCUCCAGCCAUGGAGUCCGCAACCUGGUUCGCCAUCAACAAACCACCGCCCAAAAACGGGCUCCGUCGAAACAAAAGCCCAAUUGAUUUUGUCAGGAACCGGGUCGGGUCCUGUCCGACGGGUCUGCAAAAGGAAUUUUCUCCAUUUCUCACGCGCUGCUCGGCAAAGCAGGGCGCGAACAAGACGGACGAGGGGUUAUUGUCCGCAGAGCCCGGAUCCGGUUCGAGACCCGACGGGGAAGCACGACCCGUACCCGCCGUGAGCGAAUCGUGUUUGUAUCCGGGUCCUUCGUUCUCGACGGGUCUGGUCUUGGAUUUGGGUCAUCCGACCGCGUGGGACGGGGUCGAAAUCGGGUCGCCCGUGGUGAAGCGGUACCUGAGCGACGAGGAAGAGAGGUGGCACAUGUGGUACAGCGGCAGAUCCGGGAAGAAUCCGGGCUCGGAGUCGAUCGGGUUGGCGGUUUCCGGCAAUGGGGUCCACUGGGAGAGAGGGGAAUCCAAGGUGGGGCCCGCCGGAGGCGUGGGGAUGGUGAUGAGUUGCAGCCAAGAAUGGUGGAGCUUCGAUACACACAAUAUAACCCCCAGUGAGGUUCUGGUAAUGUCCAGCAACAAAGUCCACAGAUCAAACGGCGCCGUUUACUGGCUCUACUACACGGGUUCCGGUGGAGUGGUUCCCGGGAGGAAUCCCCCGGGUUUUGAUUUCGAAAACCCGGAGAGGGCGUACUUACCCGGGGGAGCCAAACAAGGCAUAGCGAAGUCGUUGCCCGGGUUAGCCAUAAGCCAAGACGGAAGGCAUUGGGCACGGAUAGAAGGGGAGCAUCAUUCCGGGGCCCUGUUGGGCCCCGGGGAAGAAGGCGAAUGGGAUUCGCUCUUCAUAUCCUCGCCGUGCGUCGUUCCCCACGGGAACGACGGCGGCGACCUGAGGAUGUACUACCACUCAUUCGACGCCGAGAGCGGGUGUUUCGCGGUCGGGAUGGCGCGGUCGAGGGACGGGGUGAGGUGGGUGAAGCAGGGGAGGGUCAUGGGGGGAGGUGGGGCGGGCGCAUUCGACGAGAUGGGGGCGAUGAACCCGAACGUGGUGAGGGAGAGGAGGAGCGGGCGGUACGUGAUGGCGUACGAAGGGGUUGGGGCGGACGGGAGGAGGAGCAUCGGGGUGGCGACGUCGGCGGACGGGUUGAAGGGGUGGAGGAGGGUGGUGGGGAGCAGCCCUGUGUUGGAGGUGGAAAAUGGGGAGUUGGGAGAGGAGGAAGGACUGGCAUUGGGUUGGCUGUUUGUGAUGGCUCUCAUUUUCAAACCUUUCAAAGAUGGAAAGGGUUUCAUUUUUGAGACUUUUGGCAUUAGAUUUCAUUGUGUCAUAGUCUAUUUCGAAGUUUAACUCCCUAACCCCUAAUUCCUCACGCUGAGAUAUUCAAUUGCUCGAUACUUUAGUCAAGAUUUUGACCAAAGUAUCAACCAAAAUUCAGAGUGUAAUUGGAUAUUGUGGAAAUGUUAAUAAUGAAGUGUUGAAGAA
Molecule: messenger RNA, 1615 nt
Organism: Cuscuta campestris
Lineage: Eukaryota; Viridiplantae; Streptophyta; Magnoliopsida; Solanales; Convolvulaceae
Source: the annotation of a GenBank genome assembly